AUGAAUGAGCAGAUAGAAGAGAUACUUCGCGGCGCGUAUGACCUCCAUGUGCAUGCUGCGCCGGACGGCAAACAGCAGCGCCGAAUGGACGCGCUCGAAGUCGCCCGCUGCGCCUACGAAGCCGAGAUGGGCGGAUUUGUGCUCAAGUCCCAUGACUACAACACCGCGCCUUUGACCUAUGCGCUCAACCAGAUGUAUCCGGGUCUGAGCGUCUUCGGCGCCAUCGCCCUCAACCGCUCAGUCGGCGGGAUCAAUCCCGACGCCGUACAGGUUGCCGCCGACUUGGGCGCGCAGGUCGUGUGGAUGCCCACAUUCACUGCCGACUUCCGGCAGCGAGGGCGGGAUAGUGAAGGCAUUCGCGUGGCGGAUGACGACGGCAAUCUCUGCGACGGCGUUCAUGAAGUGCUGGAGAUCAUCGCCGCCGCCGAUAUGACGCUCGCAUCAGGACACAUCUCCCCGGCGGAAGCAAUCGCGCUUUUCAAGGCCGCGCGCGCUCAGGGCGUUCAGCGCAUGAUUGCCACGCACCCCGAUGGCGUUGCAACGCUGGAAGAGCAGCAGAAGAUGAUUGCGCUUGGCGCGUACGCGGAGUACACAUUUCUAGCCUGCAUGCCGUCGCGCGCGCGCCGAACGCCGCAGCAGUUCGUUGAGAUGAUCCGCAGUCUCGGCGUGGGUAACUGCAUUGUUACGACCGACUUCGGCCAGUGGCAGAAUCCACCUCCCGCCGAAGGCAUGCGCAUGGCAAUCGCCGCCCUGCUAGAUGCGGGCAUGACCUCCGAUGAGGUGACCACCCUGGUGAAGGGAAAUACUGCUCAGUUGGUUGGGGCGGGUUAG
Geodia barretti is the source of this 831-nucleotide messenger RNA. The record is from the annotation of a GenBank genome assembly. Lineage: Eukaryota; Metazoa; Porifera; Demospongiae; Tetractinellida; Geodiidae.